Messenger RNA from Sorex araneus (European shrew), 2076 nucleotides. It is a transcript of the gene DLEU7, whose product is annotated as deleted in lymphocytic leukemia 7. The record is from RefSeq and is a predicted model, not a curated record. Bases 392 to 1057 code for a protein of 221 amino acids. NCBI's taxonomy places the organism in Eukaryota, Metazoa, Chordata, Mammalia, Eulipotyphla, Soricidae. The transcript has 2 exons.
GUGACAUGUGGGACGGGGGUAGGGGGGCCUCUGCAGCUGCAGGGGCGGGGUAGCCCUACGGAUCGAUGUCUCGGCACAAAGCGGCGGGUCUCGCAGCAAUGCCCAGGAGAGGAUGAACCGAGCCCACCCCGGGACUGUUUCCCCGCGUACGGAGCGGCGCGUCGGGCCGCCCCAGGUGCCAACUAGCCCACCUGGCCUUUAGGCGACCGCCAGGGACCGUGCGGGUUCCCCAGCCGCCGAUCGGCGGUGCGGGGCCGGACCCCUCCCCCCUCCCGCCUCCACUCCAGAGCUGGGCGGCUGGAGCGGCUGUCUGGGCAGUGACCCCCGCGCCCCCCGCGCCCGCGCCUCGCCGGCCGCCGCGGCACCCGCCCGCCCCGCGCGCGCUCACGCCAUGGCCAGCCCCGCGCCCUUGGUGGCUUCCAUCAGCCACCAAAUGGUGGCCCUGCAGACCCUGCAGCUGGUGCAGCAGGAGUGGGGCUGGGGCGACGGGCCGGGCGCUCUCGUGAGCCCCUGCGAUCCCGACCCCUUGCCGGCCACCCCCGCGCGUCGCGCAGGCCCCGGGCGCACCCGGCCGGCACCCCGGCGCCAGGAGGGAGGCGCGGGCCGGGGGGGCCGGGGUGGGGGAGCCGGGGUGCAGGCGAGCUCCCUUGACGUGGAGGGGGCGCGCGGGGCCGAGGGGGGCGCGGAGCUGCUCCCCUUCCCCCGCGGCCGGGUGCCCUGCACCCUGGCCCGGAUGGCGAUGCGCAGCGCGCUGGCACGCGUGGUGGCCUCGACCUCGGAGCUGGUCAGCGUGGAGCAGACCCUGCUGGGCCCCCUGCAGCAGGAGCGGCCCUUCCCCAUCCAUCUGAAGGACAGUGUUGAAUUUAGAAACAUCUGCAGUCAUUUGGCUCUGCAAAUUGAAGGACAGCAGUUCGACAGAGAUUUGAAUGCUGCCCAUCAGUGUUUGAAGACAAUAGUCAAGAAGCUGAUUCAGUCACUUGCUAAUCUUCCUUCAGAUGCCCAUGUGGUAGCCUGUGCUUCCUUGAGACAGAUUUUACAGAAUCUCCCAGACAUAUGAGUUCAAGUGGACUGAAAUAAGAGGAUAGCUAACACUGUUAAGAGAUUGGGGACCAUCCCAACUGAAUCUACAUAUGAUGAAGGUUUUUCCUCCCAUUCUGGAGACCUGAUAGUAUAGAGAGUUAUUUAACCAGUGUUAUCUGUAUCUUUAAGAAUUAAAGCAUGUUGGUUACUUUUUUUAAACAUUAUUUCCCAUUUUAAGUACCUUGACAUAUUUGAUAAAUUUUGAUUAUGAUAUAUUUUACUUUGUGGAAAUUAUUUGAUCAUAUCAUAAAUAUAUUUCUUCAUAUUAACAUUCACUUUGAAUAUAUAUUCAUAUUAAUGUAGGACUUUAAGAUUUAGUAUUGCUAUUUAUAUAAUUAAAGCUCACGAUUCUUAAAUUAUCUUAAGUAGUUGGGAUAUUUGCUAAUUGAUAUGUUCUAUUUACUACUUCAUUUAAUGCUAUAGGAAUGACCUGUAGUUGUUUUAUGGUCAUAUGCAUCAAUAAUUAUGGGUUGCAAUUAUUGCAAUUAAUAACUUACUAUUGGACGGAGUGAAACUGUUCCGAAUCCUUGUGUCUUCUACAUUCAAAAUGAUUAUAAGCUAUGAAGUAUCAAGAAUAUAUGAUAUAGAAAUACAAAGUACAAUGCCAUUUCUCAUUUGGACACACCUAGUUCUUCUUAGGAUUUAUAAAUAUUCUGGUUAAAGUAAGAAGUUCUUGUUAAAAAUGGAGGAGGGAAUGGAGAGACUGGCAUGUUUUGAUAAAUAUUUAGGACUAAGAAGAGAAGAGGUUGCUUUUUUUCUAUAAUGAUCUCUACUUGCUAAGGAAAAAAUAAAUUUCUAUUAUUUAAUGAUGACUAUGUUGAGAACCAAAGUAAGUUAAAUUUUUUAUUUUCCUUUAAAAUUUUGAUAGGAAUGGCAUAAUAGUUAGAAAAGAAUAGCUGCAAUGUGUACAUGUAGUGUGUUUUUUAAAAAGGAAUUGUACCCUGGGUCUGUAUGGUGAGAGCAUAAUAACUAUUAAGAAAUAAAGUAUUCAUGACA